This is a messenger RNA of Aspergillus alliaceus, 594 nucleotides long. RefSeq lists its product as uncharacterized. The transcript has a single exon. Lineage: Eukaryota; Fungi; Ascomycota; Eurotiomycetes; Eurotiales; Aspergillaceae. The coding region runs from base 252 to 527 and encodes 91 amino acids. The record is from RefSeq and is a predicted model, not a curated record.
GGGGCACCUCUCUGCUAGAGACGUCCGAAGGACACAUCUUUAGCGGCGAUUAUGUUUCAGAAUUUUCAGGUGCCAUACUUUAUACUCCGUCCGUCAGAAUGUUAUAAUACGAUAGAACCGAUCCACUGUUGGUAAAAAGCAAUGUACCUUUUUAUCAAAGUAGGGUGUGUCCUGCCAGGAUAUCAUAUCACGCGGAGUUUCAUCACUCAGACUCGAACUAUCUGAAGAGGGUGGGCCUGGCUAAUGGGCCUAUGACCCAGCUACCGAAAGAAGCAGUCUUUGCAAUCCUCAAUACGACAUCAGCAGGUGCAGAUCUUCAGCAUUGCAGCUGGAGUGUCCAUCAUUAUAACGUACUUGUCUUUAAGCUGCUCCUUUGUCGACCUGCCAUGAGCUAUAGGGUCAGGACAGACAAAGAUUGCCAGGAACAUUAUCCAAAGACCAUAUAUGUAUUCUAUCUGGUGCUAGCAAUGGGGAUGCUACCGACAAUAUCUGGCUCAGCUUUGAGGCAGCGCAUAUCUUUCCUCUAGAAAAGGGGCUAUUAUGGGUUCAGAACAGCUUUGCACGAUGGAUCACAGGCACUUCUUGAGGGGAUGC